AUGACGUCCUCAGCAAGCCGCGAACCCUACAGGGGAUCCUGUCGCUGCGGCCACAUCCGCUACGUGGCCUACAUCACCUUGCCUCCCGCCAUCAGUCCCGAGGGCAAAGUCGACCGUUACUCCUCCGUCCACUUCUACAAGUGCAACUGCACCGCGUGCCUCAAGUUUGGCCUCUUCCACAUGCGUCUGCCCAAGGCCACCGAAGACUUCUACCUCCUCUCCCCUCUCGAGCCGGAGAAGGAACUUACGGACUACAAGAUCCUCGAGGCCGGAUCUUCGUGGUAUUUCUGCCCUACUUGUGGAGUACGCUGUUUCUCUUUUAGAGGGAAGGGCAAGGUGGAAGAUGUCGAGCUCGAGGAGUGGGUUACAAAGCCGGCCGAUAUGACGGACACGAAGGCUGCUGCUGCUGCUGGAGGUGAAGGGUCGAAGAAGAUCACAACAAAGGCAUGGAGGAUCGAGAAGGAGGGCUGGGACGAAGGGAAGAGAACCAGCUACCUUUCUAUCAACGUGCAGACCCUUGAGCCGGAAGACGGGCUCGACCUCAGAGAGCUCGUCGACAAGAAGUGGCUCGGGUUCAUUGACUGUCGUGAGUUCAAGGAGAAACAACGCUUCGACCGUCCACAGACAGGUGGUUCAUGGUGA
Molecule: messenger RNA, 642 nt
Organism: Microsporum canis CBS 113480
Lineage: Eukaryota; Fungi; Ascomycota; Eurotiomycetes; Onygenales; Arthrodermataceae
Product: DUF636 domain-containing protein
Exons: 1
Coding region: 1-642 (213 amino acids)
Molecular function (GO): carbon-sulfur lyase activity
Source: RefSeq, a predicted model, not a curated record